This is a messenger RNA of Alternaria incomplexa, 318 nucleotides long. RefSeq lists its product as uncharacterized. Lineage: Eukaryota; Fungi; Ascomycota; Dothideomycetes; Pleosporales; Pleosporaceae. The record is from RefSeq and is a predicted model, not a curated record. The transcript has a single exon. The coding region runs from base 1 to 318 and encodes 105 amino acids.
AUGAGCCGAAGCGACAUGACUACCCACGGCUACGUCGCGGGCUAUUAUAUCGACGACCUCGACAGUCUUGAUGUCGAAGAGCAGUAUCGCCUGCUGUACGACUUGCCAGAUGGUCGCUUCGUCGCGCCGCAAGUUAAGCGACGCAUGUUCUACAAAGGCGAGACCGCAUCGCAAGCUCUGGAGCACGUGCGCCGGUUCAUAUCUGCACCGUUCAGCGCCAAUUCGCUGUCGCCAAGCUUGUACGAUGCGCCGAGCUUGAUCGAUGAGGACCGGUGGCAUGAGGCUCGAGCGAAGUUGAGGAGAGAGGGUGCGUCGUAA